Messenger RNA from Porites lobata, 12809 nucleotides. NCBI's taxonomy places the organism in Eukaryota, Metazoa, Cnidaria, Anthozoa, Scleractinia, Poritidae. The record is from the annotation of a GenBank genome assembly.
GCAACUUUGAGACUUAUUGGAGGAAGUAGGCCUGGAGAGGGCAGAGUGGAGAUUUACUACAGAGGUUCCUGGGGAACGGUUUGUGACGAUAACUGGGAUAUAAAAGAUGCGCGAGUAGUCUGUCGUCAGCUUGGGUAUCCUUCUGCUGUCGGUGCUCCACAGAGAGCACGGUUUGGCCAAGGAAGUGGAAAGAUUUGGCUGGACGAAGUUCAGUGUCAGGGGAAUGAAACUUCCAUUGUGAAUUGUCGACAUCGUCCAUGGGGUGUGCAUGACUGUAGCCACAGUGAGGAUGCAUCAGUGAUCUGUUCAAGUAAGCUUAAUAAUAAAUAAAUUGUAAUCUAUAAUUAUCAUAGCUUUUAUUAGACUUGAGCCGGAUGUCAAUUACGAUGGACCCUCUCGGGACACCUCCGUAUUCAAGGGAAAAUUCAGGGGAGUCCCAGGAAAAUGUUCACACAUAUAACCUUUUUAUUUGUUUCCUCUAUUGAAGGGACAUCUCUAUUCAGGGGAAAGGAACACUUUUUCUGGGUCCCGAAACCCGGCUUUAACCUCCGUUCAAGGGACAUCUUAAUCAGCACCCAAAACCUGACUAACGGCAAAAUUUGUUGAUAAGUUUAAGUGUUCACUAGUCACAAUAGCGUCACAGCUUUUAAACAUAAACUAUCUCUCUUGAAAACGAUGUAUUACACUUGUGAGACUUCAACACACCACAUAACAGAGAUAAGUUAAUCAGGAUUUUUUUGUGUAGAUUAUCUAGAUGCUUGAAAUAAUGACUGCAGCAGAUUCCGAGGCAGAAUAAAAAUGUUUAUUUUUUGGUUAAUUAUUAACAAACCCCAGCCCAACCUCCAUUCAGGGCGGACACCUCUCUUCACAGUGAACUUGCCUUGGACCCGAGAAUUUCCCGAUAUUUAUAAUACUUAGUUUGUGUUAUUCUAUUUAUUAUUAGAAAUAAUGAAAUUACUGACUAUAUAAUUGUAGACCCAUUGGAAUAGUUUACAUUGUGCUAAGGAGGAUCCAUUACUUGGCAGACGUUACAUGAGAGUGACUAUUUGAAACUAUUCCACAUGUACAGAUAAUUUUUCCUACUCUUAUUAGCUUACAGUUCACAGUAUUUCCAUUAAAUUUCACCUACGCAGCCAUUUACACAAACCAGGCCUCUAGUCACAAAUCGCUUAAAUUAACUACUAAAUGAUAUAUCACAGCAUGAUUUGUGUAAUACAUCAGGGGCUUUGGAAUCAUCCCCGGACUCUCACCUUUGAUUUGCCACUGUUGUUCAAACUUGAUUCAGCGUUGUCAAGAGAGAAUUCAACAGCCGCCAUUGCAAAUAUUCUGCUUUUUUUUGGUUUGAGGGUUUGAUUUGUGGACUUGAUUAAAAUGUGCGGACGCCUUAGGAAUAAUACUUCCGUUUAAUUCCAACACUAAAAAUAAAUUUAGUGAAACCCACAACAGCACUUUUUAAGGUGAAUCUUUAAAGAGAGGGAAUCUUAAAAGAUUCCGUCUCUUCCGGUCCAAUUAAACUCUCUUGGCCAGUUUGUCAAGGCGUUUUCAGGGACAGGUUUAUUCUUAAAUCAAGUUUCGCGGGAAAAUUCAACUUAAUUUCUGUUCCUCAAUAAUAUGGUCAUCGAAGAAGUAGCUGAAAGAUGACGGCCUUACACCGGUUUCUUGAUGGUUGCUUUUUCAAAAUUAAAAUCCCUAUAGCCUGUUUCUGUUACGUUUCACAGUAUUCCCCUAUUCCUUUAAUUUGCACCCUUCAGUCGAAUAGCAUCGCAGAAGUUCUGUGCAGAUUACACAAAAAGACGAAGUUUUUCAUUUUAAAAUAUUCUGUGUGCAUGACAGGAUAACAAAUGGGGGAAUAGAGCUGUUUGUUUUUUCGCUUUGUUUGUUUGUUUUGCAAACCCAAAUAAGAAUUUACCUCUAACUUAUAUACUAGAAACUUUGAGACUGAUUGGAGGAAGUAGGCCUGGGGAGGGCAGGGUCGAGAUCUAUUACAAUGGUUCCUGGGGAACGGUUUGUGACGAUGACUGGGAUAAAAGUGAUGCUCAAGUUGUCUGUCGUCAACUUGGGUAUCCUUCUGCUGUCAGUGCUCCACGCAGUGCACGGUUUGGUCGAGGAAGUGGAAAGAUUUGGCUGGACAAUGUUCAGUGUCAGGGGAAUGAAACUUCCAUUGUGAAUUGUCGACAUCGUCCAUGGGGUGUGCAUAACUGUGGUCACCAUGAGGAUGCAUCAGUGAUCUGUUCAAGUAAGCUUAAUAAUAAAUAAAUUGUAAUCUAUAAUCCUUUCCAGGAGUAAAAAUGACCCCAAAUUUGGAGUUAAAUUAGGAGUUAAAGUAACCCCAUAAAAGGGGUUAUCCUUUACAAAAAAUUUUUACUCCACUUUUGGAGUUAUAAUCAUGACUCCCUAAAACUCUUACUGUGUAGUUCCUAAUAACGAUAACGAUGAGGAUGAUGAUGAUGAUAAAGAAGAUUAUGAAGAAAACGACGAGGCUCGUUUCCUUCACGAGAUAUACAUGUAAUGACUAUAAAAAUGUUUUUAUUAAUAAAUUCCCGUAAUAUUUUUCUCAGUGCCAACGACGACCCCACCCACACCAACUUCAACAAGUUCAACAAGUCAAAGGCUUACUUCACCUACAAGUUCUUCAACGCCACCAGGUGCUGAAUAAUGUAAUACUCAGUACGUUCGUAUGAUUUUAUUUAUAAAAAAAAAAUUACUUGCAACGGAAGACCCAAAUGUUUAUAUUUAUAUUGUGCAAAGGCAGAUCCUUCACUUCUUUGCAGAUAGCAGGGUUCAAACGUGCAAUUGUUAUUUGAAACUGUUUUAAAGAUAAUUUUUUCCACCUUAAAUAAGCCUGCCGCUGCACAUUAUUUUCCAAGAGACCUUUACUUUCAGCCGACGAGGAAAUGGCUAAAUAAUGUAAACUUGUCGAGGUUUUCAACUCAAAACCUUUUUCAAAUUCGUGCUUGUGUGAUUAGCGCGCGAAAAGCAAAACAUCUUGACGUCACAACAAUGUUUGCAUACUCUCAUGCAAACACGCCUCUCGGCCAAUCAGAGCGCGCCUACUAUCUUAGUUAUUUUGUAAAUAAUUGCAGACCCAUUGGAAUAGUUUACAUUGUACUAAGGAGGAUCCAUUACUUGGCAGACGUCACAUGAGAGUGACUAUUUGAAACUGUUCCACAUGUAGCGAUAAUUUUUCACACUCUUACUAGCUUGCAGUUCACAGUAUUUCCAUUAAAUUUCACCUACGCAGCCAUUUACACAAACCAGACCUCUAGUCACAAAUCGCUUAAAUUAACUACUAAAUGAUAUAUCACAGCAUGAUUUGUGUAAUACAUCAGGGGCUUUGGAAUCAUCCCCGGACUCUCACCUUUGAUUUGCCACUGUUGUUCAAACUUGAUUCAGCGUUGUCAAGAGAGAAUUCAACAGCCGCCAUUGCAAAUAUUCUGCUUUUAUUUGCUUUAAGGGUUUGAUUUGUCGACUUGAUUAAAAUGUGCGGACGCCUUAGGAAUAAUACUUCCGUUUAAUUCCAACACUAAAAAUAAAUUUAGUGAAACCCACAACAGCACUUUUUAAGGUGAAUCUUUAAAGAGAGGGAAUCUUAAAAGAUUCCGUCUCUUCCGGUCCAAUUAAACUCUCUUGGCCAGUAUAUUUGUCAAGGCGUUUUCAGGGACAGGUUUAUUCUUAAAUCAAGUUUCGCGGGAAAAUUCAAGUUAAUUUCUGUUCCUCAAUAAUAUGGUCAUCGAAGAAGUAGCUGAAAGAUGACGGCCUUACACCGGUUUCUUGAUGGUUGCUUUUUCAAAAUUAAAAUCCCUAUAGCCUGUUUCUGUUACGUUUCACAGUAUUCCCCUAUUCCUUUAAUUUGCACCCUUCAGUCGAAUAGCAUCGCAGAAGUUCUGUGCAGAUUACACAAAAAGACGAAGUUUUUCAUUUUAAAAUAUUCUGUGUGCAUGACAGAAUAGCAAAUGGGGUAAUAGAUUGAUUCGCCACUGUUGUUCAAACUUGAUUCAGCGUUGUCAUAUUCUGCUUUUUUUUUUUGCUUUGAGGGUUUGAUUUCUGGACUUGAUAAAAAUGUGCGAACGCCUUAGGAACAAGACUUUGGUUUAAAAACAACCACUAAAAAUAAAUUUAGUAAAAUUCACAUAUCCACGCCAACACCUUAAGAUUCCCCCUGCCGGUCCUAGUAAACUCUCUUGGCCAGUAUGUCAAGGCGUUUUCACGGACAGGUUUAUUUUUAAAUCAAGUUACGCGAGAAAAUUCAAGUAAAGUUCUGGUUCCUCAAUAAUAUGGUCAUCGAAGAGGUAGCUGAAAGAUGACGGCCUUAUACCGGUCUCUUGGUGGUUGCUCUUUCAAAAUGAAAAUCCCUAUAGCCUAGUUCUGUUACGUUUCACAGUAUUCCCCUAUUCCUUUUCACACUUAAGUCGAAUAUUAUCACAGAAGGUCUGCGCAGAUUACACAAAAAGACGAAGUUUUUCAUUUUAAAAUAUUCUGUGUGCAUGACAGGAUAACAAAUGGGGGAAUAGAGUUGUUUGUUUUGCAAAACCCAAAUAAGAAUUUACCUCUAACUUAUACACUAGUAACUUUGAGACUUAUUGGAGGAAGUAGGCCUGGAGAGGGCAGAGUGGAGAUCUACUACAGAGGUUCCUGGGGAACGGUUUGUGACGAUAACUGGGAUAUAAAAGAUGCGCGAGUAGUCUGUCGUCAGCUUGGGUAUCCUUCUGCUGUCGGUGCUCCACAGAGAGCACGGUUUGGCCAAGGAAGUGGAAAGAUUUGGCUGGACGAAGUUCAGUGUCAGGGGAAUGAAACUUCCAUUGUGAAUUGUCGACAUCGUCCAUGGGGUGUGCAUGACUGUAGCCACAGUGAGGAUGCAUCAGUGAUCUGUUCAAGUAAGCUUAAUAAUAAAUAAAUUGUAAUCUAUAAUUAUCAUAGCUUUUAUUAGACUUGAGCCGGAUGUCAAUUACGAUGGACCCUCUCGGGACACCUCCGUAUUCAAGGGAAAAUUCAGGGGAGUCCCAGGAAAAUGUUCACACAUAUAACCUUUUUAUUUGUUUCAUCUAUUGAAGGGACAUCUCUAUUCAGGAGAAAGGAACACUUCUUCUGGGUCCCGAAACCCGGCUUUAACCUCCGUUCAAGGGACAUCUUAAUCAGCACCCAAAACCUGACUAACGGCAAAAUUUGUUGAUAAGUUUAAGUGUUCACUAGUCACAAUAGCGUCACAGCUUCUAAACAUGAACUAUCUCUCUUGAAAACGAUGUAUUACACUUGUGAGACUUCAACACACCACAUAACAGAGAUAAGUUAAUCAGGAUUUUUUUGUGUAGAUUAUCUAGAUGCUUGAAAUAAUGACUGCAGCAGAUUCCGAGGCAGAAUAAAAAAUGUUUAUUUUUUGGUUAAUUAUUAACAAACCCCAGCCCAACCUCCAUUCGGGGCGGACACCUCUCUUCACAGUGAACUUGCCUUGGACCCGAGAAUUUCCCGAUAUUUAUAAUACUUAGUUUGUGUUAUUCUAUUUAUUAUUAGAAAUAAUGAAAUUACUGACUAUAUAAUUGUAGACCCAUUGGAAUAGUUUACAUUGUGCUAAGGAGGAUUCAUUACUUGGCAGACGUUACAUGAGAGUGACUAUUUGAAACUGUUCCACAUUUACAGAUAAUUCUUCCUACUCUUAUUAGCUUGCAGUUCACAGUAUUUCCAUUAAAUUUCACCUACGCAGCCAUUUGCAAAAACCUCUAGUCACAAAUCGCUUAGAUUAACUACUAAAUGAUAUAUCACAGCAUGAUUUGUGAAAUACAUAAGGGGCUUUGGAGUCAUCCCCGGACUCUCACCUUUGAUUUGCCACUGUUGUUCAAACUUGAUUCAGCGUUGUCAAGAGAGAAUUCAAUAGCCGCCUUUGCAAAUAUUCUGCUUUUUUUUGCUUUGAGGGUUUGAUUUGUGGACUUGACUAAAAUGUGCGGACGCCUUAGGAAUGAUGUUUCCGUUUAAUUCCAACACUAGAAAUAAAUUUUGUGGGGGUGUGUUCGAGCAACUCGCUCGCUACACGAUGAGGUACCAGGAAUCUGAAUUUACAUCUUGGCCUUUAUUCUUCUUAAUCUUCUUACAACUUCUACACACGCUACUUCUCCUACUUUACUCUUCUCCUACUCUUGCUUCCUAGUUCAAGCAUAGUAGCGGUUUUAAUAGCCAAAGCUGGACAUGUUUGGGUUAGCUGACCGGAAGAGUUUCUAUUGUAUACCUUAUCGCUAACACUGCAACAGGUUUGCUAUUGUUAGGGAAUAGACUAGCCUGCGCACAGCCGCAACUGAUAAGUACCAAAGAACGACAAGUAAAUUCGCGAGCUAAGAAUAACUUCAAGUACAAGUAAAAACAAAAGAUCAAAACUGGAGAACAGUAUACGUGGACAAAAACAAGACUUAAUGAAACAAAAACUUAACUCAAAAGAUAAGAUAGAUCUGUCUUAAAAAUACUUCAAAAAUACUUCACACCAAUUUAGUGAAAUCCACGCCAGCAAAAUUAAACGAUUCCCUCUCUGCCGGUGCCAUUAAACUCUCUUGGCCAUUAUGCCAAUGCGUUUUCACGGACAGGUUUAUUUUUAAAUCAAAGUUUCGCGGGGAAAUUCAAGUUAAGUUCUGGUUCCUCAAUAAUAUGGUCAUCGAAGAGGCAGCUGAAAGAUGACGGCCUUAUACCGGUCUCUUGAUGGUUGCUCUUUCAAAAUGAAAAUCCCUACAGCCUGUUUCUCUUACGUUUCACAGUAUUCCCCUCUUCCUUUAAGUUGCACCCUUCAGUCGAAUAUAGCAUCGAAGAAGUCCUGUGCAGAUUACACAAAGUUUUUCAUUUAAAAUAUUCUGUGUGCAUGACAGGAUAACAAAUGGGGGAAUAGAGUUGUUUGUUUUUUCGCUUUGUUUGUUUGUUUUGCAAAACCCAAAUAAUAUGAAUUUACCUCCAACUUAUACACUAGAAACUUUGAGACUGAUUGGAGGAAGUGGGCCUGGAGAGGGCAGAGUGGAGAUCUAUUACAGAGGUUCCUGGGGAACUGUUUGUGACGAUGACUGGGAUAAAAGUGAUGCUGGAGUUGUCUGUCGUCAACUUGGGUAUCCUUCUGCUCUCAGUGCUCCACACAGUGCACGGUUUGGUCAAGGAAGUGGAAAGAUUUGGCUGGACGAUGUUCAGUGUCAGGGGAAUGAAACUUCCAUUGUGAAUUGUCGACAUCGUCCAUGGGGUGUGCAUAACUGUGGUCACAAUGAGGAUGCAUCAGUGAUCUGUUCAAGUAAGCUUUAUAAUAAGGAAAUUGUAAUCUAUAAUUAUUAUAGUUUUUAUUAGAGUUGAGCCGAAUGUCGAUUACAAUGGACCCUCUCGGGACACAUCCGUAUUUAAGGGAAAAUUCAGGGGAGUCCCAGGAGCAUGUUCACAUACAUAACAUUUUUAUUUGUUACCUCUAUCGAAGGGACAUCUCUAUUCAGGGGAAAGGGACACUUCUUCUGGGUCCCGAAACCCGACAUUAACCUCCCUUCAAGAUAACCGUCAAUAGAAAUAUUCCAUACCCACUUAGCCCACUACAGUUAGUGUAGUUGGUAAAGUUGGUGUAUUUGAUUUAGUCCGUACGUGUAUUUAGUGUAGUUGCUCUGGCGGAGUGUUAGUAGUAGUUGUAGUUAGUUGGAGUAGUUGGUGUAGUUACUGUCUGUAGUUGCUGUAGUUGCUGUAGUAGUUUUCGUUGGUACGUGUCGUUAGUGUAGUAGCUGUAGGUGAUGUAGUUGGUGUAGUAACUGUAGUUGGUGUAGUUGAUGUACAGUCAAGGGUCAUAAGAAUUCGUCACUUUCAAUAUGGCGGCGUUUGUUUACAUUUUGCGCGCGCUAGUUUUAACACCGUAUUAGGUAAAUCUAACUUUAAAAUCACCUUGAUAUUUAGUGAGAUGACCCUUCAUUUUAAUUGCAUUGUCUAGGCGAUCAGGUAUGGACUGGUAAAGGUUUUGUUAUAUAAUUUACUUCGAUGUUCCGCGACACACUCAUUGAUUUUUGGUAGCGAUAUUUACCACCGACGUUUGUAGCUCUCUCCUCAUAUGUAGAGCCAGAUAUUUUCUAUUAUAUUUAAAUCUGGUGAUUGUGCUGGCCAUUCCAUUGAGGUUACUUCGUUUUGAUCUUUAUAAUUGUCUACAGUGUGGGGUCUGUGAACAGACGCAUUGUCACUAUGAACAAAUAUUCUUUUCCUUCAAAAUACCAGACAACUACUGGCCAUAAGUUCUUGUCUAGGAUGUCAAUAUACUUGGCGGAGUUAAUGUUGCCUUUAACUGCAGUCAGAGUUCCAACACCAUCAUAACAAAUACAUCCCCAGAUCAUCAAACUUACCUUCCGUUCAGAGCGAGAACAAAUAAGAUGCGGGUUGUACUUAAUUUGUCGUCUUUUCGCCAAAUGUAAACACGGUUGUUUGUACCGAGAACAAUCUGACUUUCAUCUGAAAAUAUUACUUUUUUCCAGUAGUUGUCUGCUGUUCUAUCUCUUCGCUCUUUACACCACUCGACUAGCUUUUUUCGUGUCGCUUGCCGAACCACCAUUUUCUUUUUCGCUAACCUUCUUUUAUAUCCUUCCGAAUGCAACACCCUUUGCACGGUUUUCUGGCUGAAGGUCUUUGUUUUGCACUCGUUCAGCUUUGAAGUAAAUGUCCCGUAGGGUAAGACGUCUAUUUCUUUUAACCAAACGCUUUAAAGCAUUUCUGUCUCUAUUUGUGAACCUCUUUUUCCUUCCUCUUCGCGUCAAAGUCUCCACUGUGCCAGUCCUUCGAUACUUGCUUAGAACACUCGUGGUAGUUGUUCUUGGAAUGUUCAACAGUCUUGACAGUUCCGCUUUGUUUUAUACGGAUUGCGACAGAGUAACAAUUAAUUCUUUGGUCUCUGUGGAGAGAGUUCAGCACCUUUUCGACUCAUGAGAACUAAAAAUUAAUUCUUAGAAGCAAAAAAAAAAUGACCAUUUUUUUUGUGACCUUACCUUGAAGUUAAUGUUAAAUGACUGAAUAAACGAGGUGUCAAAACACAAACAACUCUUAUUCCCUUUAAUCGGGAACUAUGCAAUUUUUUUCGUACCCAUGGUCCGAUGUUUGAUUGUUUCUUUUUUUGCCAAUUUUCAGGGGCACCCAACGAGGAUAUAGUCCAAAACCACUUAACAUAGCAUUGUUGAACGUAUUUUAGUAUUUAAACGGUAGAUAUAGGCAGAUUUUUAUCCCCUAAAAACUUUUCAUCUGUUCGGAUUUCCUAGCUGAAAGUUUAGUGAUCCGAAAAUUAUAGGGAUCAAAACUUACCUUUUCGAAAAUUUCAGCCAGGAAAAGGCUCUCGAAAAUUCUAGGUGGCCUUUUUUAGGGCAAAUAUCCGUUUAAAAUGGGUAAUUAUACUAUUUUGUAGAUGUUGGAAAAUCCUAGGAGAGGCAGGCAAGCAAGAAAUUUUACGACAAAUGUUCCGAAAAUUGCCGUUGGGUGCCCCUGAAUUUUCCCGCCUUUAUUGACCAAACGCACACCCUGCAUCGAGUUUUCACUGUUGACUUUGCGCACAACGAGGGUAAAAAUUUCUCGCUUCUUUUAUGAAAGUGACAAAUACUUGUGUCCCUUGACUGUAGUUGGUGUAGUUGUUUGUAGUUGCUGUAGUAGGUGUAGUUGGUGUAGUCGGUGUAGUUGUUGUAGUUGCUGCAGUUGCUGUCAGCUGUGCUGUAGUAGCUGUAGUUGGUGUACUUGAUUUAGUUGGUGUCGUUGCUGUAGUAUAGCUUUACUUGCUGUAGUUGGUGUAGUAACCGUAGUUGCUGUAGUUGCUGUAGUAGCUGCAGUGGAUGGACAUCCUAAUCAGCACCCAAAACCUGACUAACGGCAAAAUUCGUUAAUAAGUUUAAGUACUCGAUCACUAGUCACAAUGGCAACAGCUCUCUCCUGAAAACGAUAUAUUACACUUGUGAGACUUCAACACGCCACAUCACAGAGAUAGGUUAAUCAGGAUCUUUUUUGAUACAUUAUCUAGAUGCUUGAAAUAAUGACUGCAGCAGAUUCCAAAGCAGAAUAAAAGUAUUUUAUUUGUUGGUUAAUAAUUAACAAACUCAAGCCCAACUUCCUUUCAGGGGGCGCCUCUCUUCAGGGGACACUUGACUUGGACUCGAGGGUGUCCUCUGAGUAGAGGUUCCACUGUAAAAAGCAGGUGCUGUUUUUUAAACGUUUUAUAUAGAAUGACGACAUCCAAAUCCUGCUGUUUUCUCCAAGACAAAAUUAUAGACAUAGAUAUGAGCGAAAUAAAAAAAAAGCGACUUGGCGUUUCCCGAUAUUUUGGAUGGACAACCUGUUGUAAUACUUAGUUUAGAUCUGACCGGUCUCUUGGUGUUGCUCUUUCCUUCAAAUUCUAAAUCCCUAUAGCCUAGUUCUGUUACGUUGCGCAGUAUUCCCCUACUUCUUUGCACAUUUCAGUCGAAUGGCAUCGCAGAGUUCUGUGCAGAUUACACAUAUUUUCAUUUUACAUUCAUUGAUAUUACGCUAUUCUGUGUGCAUGACAGGAUAACAAAUGGAGGAAUAGAGCUGUUUGUUUUUUCGCUUUAUUUGCUCGUUUUUCAAAACCCAAAUAACAUGAAUUUACCUCCAACUUAUACACUAGUACGUUUGAGACUGAUUGGGGGAAACUGGUCUGGAGAGGGCAGAGUGGAGAUCUAUUACAGAGGUAGCUGGGGAACGGUUUGUGACGAUAACUGGGGUAUAAAAGAUGCGGGGGUUGUCUGUCGUCAACUUGGGUAUUCGUCGACUGCUGUCAGUGCUCCACAGAGGGCACGGUUUGGCCAAGGAAGUGGAAAGAUUUGGCUGGACGAAGUUCAGUGUCAGGGGAAUGAAACUUCCAUUGAGAAUUGUCGACAUCGUCCAUGGGGUGUGCAUGACUGUAGCCACAGUGAGGAUGCAUCAGUGAUCUGUUCAAGUAAGCUUAAUAAUAAAUAAAUUGUAAUCUAUAAUUAUCAUAGCUUUUAUUAGACUUGAGCCGGAUGUCAAUUACGAUGGACCCUCUCGGGACACCUCCGUAUUCAAGGGAAAAUUCAGGGGAGUCCCAGGAAAAAUGUUCACAGACAUAACCUUUUUAUUUCUUAUCUCUAUUGAAGGGACAUCUCUAUUCAGGGGAAAGGAACACUUUUUCUGGCUCCCAAAACCCGGCUUUAACCUCCGUUCAAGGAACAUCUUAAUCAGCACCCAAAAGCUGACUAGGGGCAAAAUUCGUUGAUAAGUUUAAGUGCUCACUAGUCACAAUGGCGACAGCUUUCAAAACAUGAACUAUCUCUCUUGAAAACGAUGUAUUACACUUGUGAGACUUCAACACACCACAUCACAGAGAUAAGUUAAUUAGGAUUUUUUUGUAUAUUACCUAGAUGCUUGAAAUAAUGACUGCAGCAGAUUCCGAGGCAGAAUAAAAAAAGGGUUUUAUUUGAUGGUUAGUUAUUAACAAACCCCAGCCCAACCUCCAUUCAGGGCAGACACCUCUCUUCAGGGUAAACUUGCCCUGGACCCGAGAAGUUCCCGAUAUUCUGGGUGGGCAAGCUGCUGUAACACUUAGUUUGUGUGAUUCUAUUUAUUAUUAGAAAUUUUGAAAUUACUGACUAUAUAAUUGUAGACCCAUUGGAAUAGUUUACAUGGUGCAAAGGAAGAUCCACUACUUGACAGGCGUCACAUGAGUGUGACAAUUUGAAACUGUUCCACAGAUACUUUUUCUUACUCUUUUGCAGUUCACAGUAUUUCUAUUAAAAUUUCACCUACGCAGCCAUUUACACAAACCUCUAGUCACAAAUCGCCUAAAUUGAUUAGUAACUGAUAUAUCACAGCAUAAUUGAUGUAAUACAUAAGGGGCUUUGGAAUCAUCCCCGGACUCUCACCUUUGAUUCGCCACUGUUGUUCAAACUUGAUUAAGCGUUGUCAAGAGAGAAUUCAAUAGCCGCCUUUGCAAAUAUUCUGCUUUUUUUUGCUUUGCGGGUUUGAUUUGUGGACUUGACUAAAAUGUGCGGACGCCUUAGGAAUGAUGUUUAAAAAUAAAUUUAGUGAAAUUCACAAAUCCACGCCAACACCUUAAGAUUCCCUCUCUUCCGGUCCCAUCAAACUCUCUCGGCCAGUAGGUCAAGACGUUUGCACAGACAGGUUUAUUUUUAAAUCAAGUUUCGAGGGAAAAUUCAAGUUAAGUUCUGUUCCUCAAUAAUAUGGUCAUCGAAGAGGUAGCUGAAAGAUGACGGCCUUAUACCGGUCUCUUGAUGGUUGCUCUUUCAAAAUGCAAAUCCCUAUAGCCUAGUUGUGCUACGUUUCACAGUAUUCCCCGAUUACUUUGCACACUUAAGUCGAAUAUUAUCACAGAAGUUCUGUGCAGAUUAACACAAAAAGACAAAGUUUUUCAUUUUAAAAUAUUCUGUGUGCAUGACAGGAUAACAAAUGGGGGAAUAGAGCUGUUUGUUUUUUCGCUUUGUUUGUUUGUUUGUUUUGCAAACCCAAAUAAGAAUUUACCUCUAACUUAUAUACUAGAAACUUUGAGACUGAUUGGAGGAAGGCCUGGAGCGGGCAGAGUGGAGAUCUAUUACAAUGGUUCCUGGGGGACGGUUUGUGACGAUUACUGGGAUAAAAGUGAUGCUCAAGUUGUCUGUCGUCAACUUGGGUAUCCUUCUGCUGUCAGUGCUCCACUCAGUGCAAGGUUUGGUCAAGGAAGUGGAAAGAUUUGGCUGGACGAUGUUCAGUGUCAGGGGAAUGAAACUUCCAUUGUGAAUUGUCGACAUCGUCCAUGGGGUGUGCAUAACUGUGCGCACAGUGAGGAUGCAUCAGUGAUCUGUUCAAGUGAGCGAGAUAGUAAAUAG